UUUUGUCUUCUGCUUGCGUUCACGUAUUGUGAAUUGAAAAUUCCAUCACAACUCCCAUUUUAUUUUUAAUGCCGACCUGCGAUAUAUCUAAACUGCCAUGGAGCGAUUGCUUGAUUUAUAAAUAUCUACAAGAUGGCGGCCAUUCCCUUCUGCUCCUUCCAUUGUUUUAUUACUUUUUUUAAACUAAAUUUUUUUUGUCUGCGCAUGCGAUAAUCGUUCCUAUCCCUCACAACAUUUGUAGGAUUACGUGUAUAGGUCAAAUAUAUGACUAAACUAAUAUUUAAAUUUAGUCCACUCUAGUUUAAAAUUUCAUCGAUCGUUUCACAAACCACGACCAUUAACGAUCGUGGAAACGUGAUCUGAUCUGAUGCACCAUGGACCUGAAUGCGACUAAGCUUUUCACGAAUGAUCCUAAAUAGGUAGCUUAAUUAUUAUUCAGUUCAUGUCAGUUUUGUAGAUAUUUAUUAGUAUAAUUUUAUUACACUGACUGCGCCUAAAUUAAAAGUUGUAACGUCGCCAGCGAGAGUUUCCAGUAUGGCCAGAGUCGGAUCAAAGAUUUUGCUGUGACUGCCAUCCAUGUGGCAUACCUUGGAGCAACUUCGUAAGUAUCGCAUGACUAAAUCAGAGAUGUUUGCUGCUCUGCAUCAAGUCAUUCUUCAGCAGUCAUCGAAAAACAUUAGUAUGUCAUGGAGAACAAAUUUCUUGGCAUUUGCCGCAUUUUUGAUCUUUCUAUUAGAGAUGCUGUAGGAAGUAGGAAGCCAUCAGUACUCGGCAAAGGCAGAAAAGAGAAAGGAGCAGUUAAUGAUUGUUCUGCUGCUGAAGGCCAUGUUUCUGGUUUAUACUUUGAAAGCAAUGCAAAAACCUUAACUGAUGGUCAGAUGAGUUUGCCUGAUGAAGUGAAAGUUGAAGUAGUGCAUUGUGAAGCAUCAGCAAUUGCCACAGCUUUCAUUAAGGCUGACUUAAAUCCAUGUUUACACGAUGCUGACCAGUGUGAAUGGGACAAAAGUAAAGAUGUAAGGGAACCAGUUGAAGACGAGAGAUACCAGGCACAAAAUACUAAUGCAGAAUCUGAAACUGGAUUAGAUAGCUCCCCAACUGAGAUGGAUACCAGUCCACAAGUUGCUGGUUCUUUGACCUUAUCAGCAGAAGAAGCUACUAGUCACGUGGACUCUGUUAGCAGCCAUGCUGACACUGAGCACCAGCAAGUAGAAGAAGGCAUCUGUGCAUCCAACCAAAGCACAGAUGGAUCAGGGUUGUUGGAGUCUGUCCAGCCAACACAUGAAGAAAGUCUUGUCAACUUGUGCCAAUCACAGCCUUUUGUAAAUCCUGUGCAAGCAGUUGGCCAAGCAAGCAAUGAUUUAACCCAUACCAUUGUGAUUUCUGAAACAAGCAGUCAUGACAGUUCUGCUACUGUGACAAUGGCAUCUAAUUUUUCAGAGAAGAUACUUCCUGUCAUCUGUUUUUCAAAUAUUACAGAAACUCAUGGGCAAAUGCAGGGAAGGGGCAGAGCUCGAGGUCGCGCAAGGUCAAGAAAGAAGUUGGACUGCAAUGGAGACAUUGUGGAUCAGAUGACAACAUUUGUACACGAUGAGGCAGGGUGUCAAAAAUCAGAGGCUUCAAGUCUUCCUUUUAUAGAUGAUGGUCGUUUUGAUGAUCUGGUGGAAUAUUCAGGGCAGAACAGCAAAAUAUACCAUGCACAAGCUGUAAAUAAUAACAACAGCCCUACACAGAUGAUUGUUGCAGAAUGCUCUAUGGAAACCUUGGACAGACACAUCUUGGAAGAGAGUAUUAAGGCAACAUCUUGCCCAGCAGCAUCCAUAGAUGAUGCUGGGUACAAGACAGGACCAAGUCUCGUAAACCAUACCUUUCAGGAAGAUCAUACCGAUGCUAGCUAUGAAGGCAAGUCAAGUGGACUUCCUCCAAGAACACGUGUACCAGGUUCCAGCCUGGAAAUUCCUUUUUCUCAUAUGGCCAUUUCAGAACCAGAUUGGAUGCAGUUGGACAACCAUUCAUCAGGCUCAGAUCUGUGCAGCUUAUGUGAGACAGUAACAUUUACAGCAUCUUCACUCAAAAGAGAAGAGACAGGUGGUAGCAGCAAGCCAUCUAAGAAGCUGCGGGAGCUGGGCAGAGCCAUAGCUACCAACUCUGUGCAUGGAAGAAUUUACACCCCACGUGAUGAUGAGGAUUGGAAUAGCUCGAGGCACACCUUCUUACAGAGAGGCAGUGUUGGUAGACAGAAACAUGCAUGCACAGGCCACAUGUCUCAUGAAUGUAGCAUCCAGUUGCAUGACUGCUCAGGCUUUCGGGAUCAGAAAGGCAAUCUUUUUUCAUCCCACGGUACUCUACCCCAUGCAACAGCAUCCCCAAUCUCCCAACAGCUGUGCAGCGCUCAUGGUUGUUCAUGUGCAUCAAAGAGUCGGCCACAGUUUGAUUGUGAUCAUACUAUGUACAGUAAACCUUGUCCAGAAAAGGGGCCAUGUUUGGAAAGGGUUGACCUUCAUGGCGGCAGUUUUAUCAGCCCAGAGCACCAGAAACCUCGAUCAUUCAGUUCUUCUGCUGACAGUCGUAAACAGACAUGUGCGAAGACCUUGCUUAUUAUUCCUGCACAUGCAAUUCAUUCCAUAGACUCGGCACACCAGCUCUUACAUUUUGUUUGGGAGUGCAUGCAUCGCAGGGAAGACAUGCAAGAGUUAGCUUUUGAGGUACUCAUCAGAAUGAAGGAUGAAGCAUCACCAGGAAACUUAGUUUGUAUGCAGAGUUCUAAAGAUGAACAGUAUUCUCCAGCUGUGCACAGUGAUCCUGUAGGCAUGAUGCCUGGUUUGUUUGGCAAGGAUUUUCACUCACGUUUCACCAAUGGAGACUCCAGGCUUAUGAAUCCUAUGAUUAGCUGCCGAUCGUCACCUCAUAGCUGGCAUCCAAUUAUGGCUCCAUUACCAGUGCCACAAACGCUUGGGUUGUUGCAGUCACAUCCAUCCCAUCCACCCCAUCACCUUAAGUACCAGAAGCAUUUUGCUUGUACUUCUCAUGUUUUGUGUGGAGCAGGACAGCAUCAGACAACAGAUAAUUUCUCCAGUAGAGCAGAUGACGAACCAAGUAACAUAUUGAAUCCACACCUGUGUCCCGAUUGCUCUGAGUCUUCUGUCCAGUCUGAAGCUGUAAAAACCAUCCACCCUAAAAUUGGAAUUUGCAGACAUAUUUGCAGAAGUCCUCACUGUGAGUUUGCUGAACAUCAUUGUGGCCACCUCACUGCAGAAAACACCACUUCUACUCAUACUAGUCCUGUAACUAGUGACACUAUAAGGAGGGGUGUGCCUUCACCAUCCCCAAGCAUGUCAGGAUCAUCUUCAUCAACUGAACAUUUGGACAUUUUCUUUGAAACAGGGAAAGCAUAUGAUGCCUCUGACAGUAACCUUGAAGAGUGGACAGAUGGCAGCAUAGCAGAUACAGGAGGUGUCAUGCCUGGUGGUGAAGUUUCUAAUGAGCACAUUGAGGAUUCCCAUCCAGAUGAGUCAAGCAUGUGUACAAGUUUAUCAUCACCUGCUGAUUCACCUCUUAUUAAAAGCAGCUUGAAAAAACAACAUAUUAGCCCUUCCAAUCAACAAAAAAGGAAACCCCAGCUGCAGAAUGCCAUGCCCAACACCAAAUUUCAGAAAGGGAAUGAUUUAGGACUAGCAAGAUUCCUGUCUAUACGCAGCAUCCCAAAGAGUCAUCCGCCUCUUAAAAUUGCCCUGGAUUCCGACAAAGCUGUGAAAAAACCAACACAGUCAGAGUCUUCUUCAUCCAAGUGGGUCUCAUGCCGUUCCCUCUCUCCAGGUCAGCUGGCUGAGCAGAAUUCUGCAGCCAGUCCAGUUUCAAGCAACAUGAUGUCCCCACAGGCUGUUCUUGGGCAGUCAGGGAGCAUCAAAAAAUCAUUUGGUUCAAAGGAAAAGAACUGCAUACCUGCCUUUAGAACCAUUGCUGACCAGCCAUCUAAAUCUACAUCUUUUGGUGGAAGGAAUAGACAUUUGGCAGCACCAUACACAACACGUUUUUCAUCAGAUAGUAGCGUGUCAAACAGAAACUGCUGGAACAAGAGUACUUUCAGCAUGUUUCUCAACUCAUAUAAUACAAAAUUCAUAGAUACUCACUGUCAUCUAGACUUACUCUUCAGACGUCAGCCCUUCAAGGGAACUUUCAGUGAAUACCACAAGCAGCACAAAGCAACUUUCCCAAGUAAUUUUGAGGGAUGUGUAACAGUAUUCUGCAAUCCUAAAUAUUUCUCCCAUGAAGGCCAGUGGCGCCCCAUUGUUGAGGACACAGGAGUGUGGAUGGCAGCUGGUUGUCACCCUAAAAGUGCCACAGAUUUCACUGAGUGGGCUUUAGACAGUCUUCAGCAUUGCUUGAAGCAUGACAAAGUUGUUGCACUUGGUGAAAUUGGCCUUGAUUAUUCCAAAAACUAUAAACUGAAUUCUGAGCUGCAGAAGAGAGUUUUUGCAAGACAGAUCAAGAUUGCACUCGAUUCACAGUUGCCACUGGUUGUUCACUGCCGAGAAGCAGAGGAAGACUGUUUUAAUAUUCUAAAGCAGUAUGUGCCUCACAACUACAAGGUCCACUGUCACUGCUUCACCUCCAGCUUAACGGUUGCCACGUGCUGGAUGUCACAUUUCACCAACAUGUACUUUGGCUUGACCCCACUGGUCACAUACCAGUCAGCUACAGAGACUCACGAAGUUGCAGAGUUCUUACCUUUGGAGAAACUGUUGCUGGAAACAGAUGCACCAUACUUCCUUCCUGGUGGAUUUAAUACCAGCACACAUGGAUUGACCCUUUCACAUCCAGGAAUGGCUCUUACAGUAGCCACCAGAGUGGCAGAACUACGGAAGAUGCAGGUAGAAGAUGUCCUUGUGCAGGUGCGUCAAAAUACACUGGCGAUGUAUGGAAUCUAGAUAAUUUUUCAACUUCGACAAGGAAACAAAGAUUAGCAGACUCCAGAUAAAUUGAAGUGAUAUGAAGAAAGACACUGGAUAUGUAAGUCUUGGAACAAUCCAUGAUGUACAAGAUGUUAGCGCUGUUAUCUUCGCAAAUUUGUUUACAGAGAAAUCUAUUAACAACAUUCUAAAAUUCAUGCACACAUUGUUACAUUAAAAAAAUAGUAAUUGGUUGUCAAAUAGAAAAAGAAUCUUUUAAUGGAAACAUAUUCUUAAAAACAGAAUAUGUGGCAUCAUGGCAGCAGCAAAUGUUCCCACUGCUCCAUGCACUUGAGCUUGUUUUGCUUUAAACUGUUCACUUUUUUUUUUGUCAAUUUGUGGUUUUCACAUAAUUUUCCUCAAACAUUUCCAGAUGUUAGUUACAGUUGAAUAUAUUUUUUGAUUUUUCUAGAGUUGCUUUAAAGAUUAUUUGAAGAAUAAAGUUCGAUUAUUA
Molecule: messenger RNA, 5400 nt
Organism: Pomacea canaliculata
Lineage: Eukaryota; Metazoa; Mollusca; Gastropoda; Architaenioglossa; Ampullariidae
Exons: 9
Coding region: 687-4925 (1412 amino acids)
Molecular function (GO): hydrolase activity, acting on ester bonds
Source: RefSeq, a predicted model, not a curated record